CAUUAUCCCAUCCAUGCCGUUAUCCCAUCCAUCCCGUUAUCCCAUCCCGUUAUCCCAUUAUCCCGUUAUCCCAUCCCGUUAUCCCAUCCAUGCUGUUAACCCAUCCAUGCCAUUAUCCCAUUCCAAUCCCGUUAUGCCAUCCCAUUAUCCCAUCAAUCCCAUUAUCCCAUCCCAUUAUCCCGUUAUCCCAUUCCCCAAUCCCUCAAAAUACAACCUCCUCCCCCCACAAAAAAAAAAAACCAAAACAAAACCAAACAAACAAAAAAAAAAACCUCCCAAUUUUCCCGCUCAGGGUCUCCGGCGAGGAAUGCAACGGCAUCAACGCCAUGGCGGCCGAGAGCGGCCCCGGCACGCGCCUGCGCAACCUGCCGGUGCUGCCGGACGCCCUGGACUCCACCCAGCCGUCGGCGGCGCCGGCGCCGGGCCAGGCCCAGCCCGGGGUCGGCAUCGGGGUCAACCCGCCGCCGCCGGAAACGUCCAACCCCAACAAACCCAAACGCCAAACCAACCAGCUGCAGUACCUGCUCAAGGUGGUGCUCAAGACCCUCUGGAAGCAUCAGUUCGCUUGGCCCUUCCAGCAGCCCGUGGACGCCGUCAAGCUCAACCUCCCGGAUUAUUAUAAAAUAAUUAAAACUCCGAUGGAUAUGGGAACAAUAAAGAAACGUUUGGAGAAUAAUUAUUACUGGAAUGCUCAAGAAUGUAUCCAGGAUUUCAACACCAUGUUUACAAACUGCUACAUCUACAACAAGCCAGGGGAUGACAUUGUGCUGAUGGCAGAGGCUCUGGAGAAACUUUUCCUGCAGAAGAUCUCGGAGAUGACGCAGGAGGAGACGGAAAUCGUCAUCGCCCAGAGCAAGGGCCGGGGCCGGGCCCGCAAGGAGCCAGGUGGGACAGCCCAGGAGGGGCCAGGAACCCCCAAAAUUCCCCCAGAAAUAGCACACAGUGCACAGAAUCCCAGUCAAAAAAUUCCCAAAAUUCCCCCAGAAAUAGCACACAGUCCACAGAAUCCCAAUCAAAAAAAUUCCCAAAAUUUCUCCAGAAAUAGAACACAGUCCACAGAAUCCCAGUCCCAAAAUUCCUCCAGAAAUAGCACACAGUCCACAGAAUCCCAGUCAAAAAAUUCCCAAAAUUCCUCCAGAAAUAGCACACAGUCUAAAGAAUCCCAAUCAAAAAAAUUCUUCCACCAAGCCCGGUUCCUCGGCGCUCCCCGCCAUCUCUCAGGCUCCGUCCCCGGCCCCUCCGGUCCCUCCGUUACCGGCGCCGGGCCUGGCGCCGCCCCCGGUGCCCUUCCCCGCCUCGGUGAGCGCCGCCGAGCUCCUGGCGCCGCCCGCCGUCACCGCCGUGCCCCCCGCGCCCGUCCCGGCACCGGCGGCGCCGCCCGCGGCCCCCGGCCCCCGCUGCAGCCGCACCCGCCCGUCAUCCCCACGCCCGCGCAGCCCGUCAAGACGAAGAAAGGCGUGAAGCGGAAAGCGGACACCACCACCCCCACCGCCAUGGACCCCAUCCACGACUCGUCCUCGCUGCCCAGCGAGCCCAAAAGCACCAAACUGGGCCCUCGGCGCGAGAGCGGCCGUCCCGUGAAACCCCCCAAGAAGGAAAUCCCGGAUUCCCAACAACAUUCCGGGGAAAGCCGCGGCACCAAAACCUCGGAGCAGCUCAAGUACUGCGGGGGGAUCAUCAAGGAGAUGUUCGCCAAGAAGCACGCGGCGUACGCGUGGCCCUUCUACAAACCCGUGGACGUGGAGGCGCUGGGGCUGCACGACUAUUGCGAUAUCAUCAAACACCCCAUGGACCUCAGCACCAUCAAGUCCAAGCUGGAGAGCCGGGAAUACCGGGACGCUCAGGAAUUCGCGGCCGAUGUGCGGUUGAUGUUCUCCAACUGCUACAAGUACAACCCCGCCGACCACGAGGUCGUGGCCAUGGCCCGCAAGCUGCAGGACGUUUUCGAGAUGCGUUUUGCCAAGAUGCCGGAUGAGCCGGAGGAGCCGGUGAUUCCCGCCUCGUCACCCGUGGUGGUCCCGCCCCCCACCAAGGUGGCCCCGCCCUCGUCCAGCGACAGCAGCAGCGACAGCUCCUCCGACAGCGACAGCUCCUCCGACGAUUCCGAGGAGGAGCGGGCGCAGCGCUUGGCAGAGCUGCAGGAGCAGCUCAAGGCCGUGCACGAGCAGCUGGCGGCGCUGUCCCAGCCCCAGCAGAACAAACCAAAGAAGAAGGAGAAGGACAAGAAGGAGAAGAAGAAGGAGAAGCACAAAAAGAAGGAAGAGCUGGAAGACCCCAAGAAGAGCAAAGCCAAGGAGCCACCACCCAAGAAGGCCAAAAAGAGCAACAGCAACAGCAGCACCUCCAGCAAGAAGGAGCCGGCGCCGGUGAAGCCCAGCAAAGCCGCGCCCGCCUACGAGUCGGAGGAAGAGGAGAAGUGCAAACCCAUGUCCUACGAGGAGAAGCGACAGCUGAGCCUGGACAUCAACAAACUGCCCGGGGAAAAGCUUGGCAGGGUCGUGCACAUCAUCCAGUCCCGGGAGCCGUCGCUCAAAAACUCCAACCCCGACGAGAUCGAGAUCGACUUCGAGACGUUGAAGCCGUCGACGCUGCGCGAGCUCGAGCGUUACGUCACCUCCUGCCUGCGCAAGAAGAGGAAACCCCCAGAGAAGCUCGACGUCCUGGCCGGCUCUUCCAAGCUGAAAGGUUUUUCCUCGUCGGAGUCGGAAUCCAGCAGCGAGUCGAGCUCCUCCGACAGCGACGAGUCGGACUCAGAAAUGGCGCCAAAAAUGAAGAAAAAAGGGCACUCGGGGCGGGAGCAGAAAAAGCACCACCACCACCACCACCAACCGGCGCCGCCGCCACCGCAACCCCCUCCGGCGCCGCCGCAGCCCGUCCCGGCGGCGCUGCAACCGCCGCAACCGCCGCAGCCCGUCCCGCAGCCCGCCGCGCCCCUGAAGGCGUCGCCGCCGCCGCCUUUCGUCCCCGCCCAGGUGCCCGUCCUGGAGCAUCCUUUACCGGGGACCAUGUUCGACACCAUGGCCCAUUUUGGCCAACCCAUGCUGCACCUGCCCCAACCCGAGCUGCCCCCUCCUCACCUGCCCCCGGCGCCCGAGCACAGCACCCCGCCCCACCUCAACCAGCACGUGGUGUCUCCUCCAGCUUUGCACAACGCUCUGCCUCAGCAACCCUCGAGGCCCAGCAACCGAGCGGCGGCGCUGCCCCCGAAACCUCCGCGGCCUCCGGCCGCGUCCCCGGCGCUGCCGCCUCAACCGCAACCUCCUCCGCAACCGCUGCUCCCGCAGCCUCCGCUGCCGCAGCCGCCGCAGGUGCUGCUGGAGGACGAGGAGCCGCCGACGCCGCCGGUGCCGCCGCCGCCGCCGGUGCCGCCGCACCACGGCCUCCCCCUGAGCACCAGCCAGAUGCAGCUGUACCUGCAGCAGCUGCAGAAAGUGCAGCCGCAGACUCCGCUUCUCCCUUCAGUGAAGGUCCAGUCGCAACCGGCGCCGCAGCAGCAACCGCCGCCUCCCCCCCCGGCGUUGCCGCCGCCGCCGGCGCACCCCGCGGUGCAGCCGCUGCAGCCGCCGCCGCGCCCGCUGCACCUGCAGCCCCUGCCCUUCCCGUCUCACCUGGCUCAACCGCCGGCGCCGCCGCAGCAGCAGCAGCAGCAGCCGCAGCAGCAGCAGCCGCAGCAGCCGCCGCAAGCGCCGCAAGCGCCCGCGGCGCCGGCGAAACCGCAGCAGGUCAUCCAGCAUCACCCGUCGCCGCGGCAUCACAAAGCGGAUCCGUACGGCACCGGUCACCUGCGGGAAGCCCCCUCCCCUCUCAUGAUGCCUUCCCCACAGAUGGCGCCGUUCCAGGGCCUGGUGCCUCAGUCACCCCCUCAGCAAAACAUCCAGCCAAAAAAACAGGAAUUACGAGCGGCCUCGGUGGUGCAGUCGCAGCCCCUGGGGGGUCCCAAGGAGGAGAAGCUGCACUCGCCCGUGAUCCGAAACGAGACCUUCAGCCCCCCCCUGCGCCAGGAGCCCCCCAAGGGCCACCCCGAGGGCAUCAAGGGGGCCCCGCACCUCCCCCAGCGGCCGGAGCUGAAGCCCCUGGAGGGGGGAGGACCCCGACCCGUGAUCCGACCCCCGGAGCAGACCCCGCCCGCCCCGGACAAGGAACGGCAAAAAACGGAACCCAAAACCCCCGUGGCCCCUAAAAAGGACCUGAAGAUCAAGAACAUGGGCUCCUGGGCCUCGCUGGUGCAGAAGCACCCGGCGGCGCCGGCGGCCGCGGCCAAGUCCUCGAGCGACUCCUUCGAGCAGUUCAAGCGCGCGGCGCGGGAGAAGGAGGAGCGGGAGAAGGCGCUGAAGGCGCAGGCGGAGCAGGUGGAGAGGGAGAAGGAGCGGCUCAGGAGGGAGCAGGAGAGGAUGAGGAGCCGGGAGGACGAGGACGCCCUGGAGCAGGCCCGACGGGUGCACGAGGAGGUUCGACGGCGCCAGGAGCAGCAGCAGCCGCCGGGUCCCGGCGCGGCUCCGGCGCCGCCUGCGGUUUCGGCGUCGGCGUCGUCGGCGCCGCCGCAGCCCCAGAGCUCCCAGAGCUCCCAGAGCUCCCAGUCCGUGCUGGACCAGCAGAGGGAAAUGGCUCGGAAGAGGGAGCAGGAGAGGAGGCGCCGGGAAGCGAUGGCGGCCACGAUCGACAUGAAUUUCCAGAGCGACCUCUUGGCCAUUUUUGAAGAGAAUCUUUUCUAGGACAGGAUGAAGAUUCCAGUCGGGAAAAAUUUGAUUCUUUUCCCAAAAAAAAAAAAAAAAAAAAACAAAACAAAAAAAAAAAAAAUUAAAAAAAAAAAUGAAAAAAAAAAAAA
This is a messenger RNA of Cinclus cinclus, 4825 nucleotides long. RefSeq names its product bromodomain containing 4 (gene BRD4). Gene Ontology annotation, cellular component: chromatin; nucleus. The transcript has 19 exons. Gene Ontology annotation, biological process: positive regulation of transcription elongation by RNA polymerase II; chromatin remodeling. NCBI's taxonomy places the organism in Eukaryota, Metazoa, Chordata, Aves, Passeriformes, Cinclidae. The record is from RefSeq and is a predicted model, not a curated record. Bases 90 to 4712 code for a protein of 1540 amino acids.